Messenger RNA from Triticum aestivum (bread wheat), 665 nucleotides. RefSeq lists its product as uncharacterized. Lineage: Eukaryota; Viridiplantae; Streptophyta; Magnoliopsida; Poales; Poaceae. The record is from RefSeq and is a predicted model, not a curated record. The transcript has 3 exons. Gene Ontology annotation, cellular component: plasma membrane. The coding region runs from base 76 to 399 and encodes 107 amino acids.
AAAGAAUUCCUCGAAUAAUGUUAAUUCUGCAAUGCUUUUGUUUGAGUGCAAAAAGAGAAUAUUUAAAGAACCAUCAUGCAUAUUUCUGAGUACAGAAUCAUUAUCUGUGCAGAUCCUGAAACUAAGGAGCUUAUCAAGCAAACCCUUUCAGUUGGCCAUGUGUCUUAUGAAGUUCUUCUGCCUGCGGUUCCGGUUUUAGAAACGUGGGAACCUGCUGUAUUGGCAGUAACGAGGAAAGGUUACAGCAUUAAGUGCAACGGACAGUGUGGUGUUGUUGUUACAGAAACUUUCCAGCAAUACAUGGCUAUCAGUAUCCCAUGUGGGCGUCCUACUGAAUUUUUACUUCAGUCUGCUGAUGGUGAUGAGUGUAGUCUCAAGCCUGCAGAAAAUUCCCAGUGAGUUUGAAACUAUGUACUACUCCCUCCGUCCCACAAUAUACGAUAGUUUUUUAAGCUAUGUUAGCUUGAAAAACGUUCUUAUAUUAUAGGAUGGAGGGAGUAUUUCAUUACAUAAUCUGAAUUCGAUGGUCUGUCGAAGGCUCGACAAAUAACACUUUUCAGUUUAAUAUCAUCAUUGUUUGUGUCUCUGCGGUAUUUAUAUUUUAGAACGUAAGAAUCGUAUGGAGACAUCGGUACUAAAGGCCUGAUUGGAUUGUUGUUUUCCAU